CUCGCAGGAAGCUGUAGGGGAUGGCCUCCGGGUUACGGACGGCUUCGUAUUGGGGAUUGUUGUCAUUCAAGGAUAUGUCUAUGGAGUUUACCUGGGAAGAAUGGCAGCUACUGGGUUCUACACAGAAGUACCUGUACAGGGAUGUGAUCCUGGAAAACUAUAGCAACCUGGUGUCAGCGGGGUACCAUGGUACCAAGCCUGAUUUAGUUUUCAAGUUGGAGCAAGGAGAAGAGCCAUGGAUAAUUGCCAAAAUUGCCAGUCAGAGCUGUCCAGAAGGCUGGGAAGAAUGGUACCAGAAAAAUCAAGAUGAGCUUGAAAGUGUUGAGAGAAGCUUUGCUUGUAAUGUGUUUGGAAAACUUCAUCUUAGCAAAACCUGCGUCUUUUCAAAACAAAGGCUCCAUAAGUAUAACACACAUGGGAAAAACUUGACACAAAACUCAGACUCAAGCAUAAGUUAUGUAAGAAAGAAUCUUGAUAAGUGUCAUGGCUAUGAGGAAUCAUAUUUCCUAAGGCAUAAAAGAGGUCAUGGCAUAGAAAAAAACUGUGUGUGUAGUGAAUGUGGGAGAGCUUUCCGUGGCAAAUCACAGCUCAUUGUACAUCUCAGAAUCCACACAGGAGAGAGACCUUACGAAUGCACUGAAUGUGAAAGGGCCUUCAGUGCCAAGUCAAACCUUAAUGCUCAUCAGCGAGUUCACACAGGAGAAAAGCCCUAUUCAUGCGGUGAAUGUGGGAAAGUCUUCUCUUUCAGGUCACAGCUCAUUGUGCACCAGGAAGUUCACAGAGGAGGGAAACCUUUUGGUUGCAGUGAAUGCGGGAAAGCAUACAGUUGGAAGUCCCAGCUCAUCUUACACCAGAGAAGUCACACAGGAAUAAAACCCUAUGAAUGCGGGGAGUGUGGGAAAGCCUUCAGUUUGAAAUCACCCUUCGUUGUACACCAGAGGACUCACACAGGAGUGAAACCCCAUAAGUGCGAUGAAUGUGGGAAAGCCUUUAGGAGUAAGUCGUACCUCCUUGUGCACAUCAGAAUGCACACAGGAGAGAAACCUUAUCAAUGCAGUGAUUGUGGAAAAGCCUUCAACAUGAAGACGCAGCUCACUGUACAUCAGGGCAUUCACACAGGAAAUAAUCCACAUCAAUGCACUGAAUGUGGGAAAGCCUUCGGGAGGAAGGAACAGCUCAGCGCACAUCUGAGAGCCCAUGCAGGAGAGAAGCCCUAUGGCUGUGGCGAGUGUGGGAAGGCCUUCAGUAGCAAGUCGUAUCUUGUUAUACACAGACGGACACACACGGGAGAGAGGCCCUCUGAGUGUGCUUUGUGUGAGAGAGCCUUCUGUGGGAAGUCACAGCUGAUUAUCCAUCAGCGCACUCAUUCAACAGAGAAGCCUUAUGAAUACAGCGAAUGUGAAAAAGCCUACCCUCGGAAGGCAUCACUUCAGAUCCACCAGAAAACACAUUCCGGAGAGAAACCUUUUAAGUGCACUGAAUGUGGGAAAGCGGUUACUCAGAAGUCGUCUCUGAGUGAACACCAGAGGGUUCCUACGGGAGAGAAGCCGUGGAAGUGCUCUGAGUGUGGGAAAUCCUUUUGUUGGAAUUCAGGGCUUCGCAUACAUCGGAAAACUCACACGUGA
Lepus europaeus (European hare) is the source of this 1625-nucleotide messenger RNA. Its product is annotated as zinc finger protein 26-like. Gene Ontology annotation, molecular function: DNA-binding transcription repressor activity, RNA polymerase II-specific. The record is from RefSeq and is a predicted model, not a curated record. The transcript is spliced from 2 exons. The coding region runs from base 21 to 1625 and encodes 534 amino acids. NCBI's taxonomy places the organism in Eukaryota, Metazoa, Chordata, Mammalia, Lagomorpha, Leporidae. Gene Ontology annotation, biological process: negative regulation of transcription by RNA polymerase II.